This is a messenger RNA of Phodopus roborovskii (desert hamster), 2235 nucleotides long. RefSeq names its product tectonic family member 3 (gene Tctn3). The transcript is spliced from 14 exons. The coding region runs from base 90 to 1877 and encodes 595 amino acids. Gene Ontology annotation, biological process: smoothened signaling pathway; cilium assembly. The record is from RefSeq and is a predicted model, not a curated record. NCBI's taxonomy places the organism in Eukaryota, Metazoa, Chordata, Mammalia, Rodentia, Cricetidae.
GACGUCGAUGCGACUCCUCCUCCCUGCGCUCCUAGGACGUAUCUGGACAUCCAGGGUCCUGUAGCACCCCUCUGCUGCCCGGCUGCCCUAUGUGCACUCUGCAGCUGCACCUGCUGACGGUGCUGGUCCUGAUGCUUCCUGACGCAGCCGGACCUCAGCCUUCCCCUACCCAGGCUCUGCCCACCUCCUCUGCCCUGGGACCAGUGACACCCGAAGUAGCGACUGCAACUCCGCCGGACUGGUCUGAGGGUCCUACUGCCGGGACCCCGUCGAUGCCCGAGAACGUGACCACAGACCCCUUCCCAGCCUUACCGAUCUGCGUCUGUGACUUGACUCCUGGGACCUGCGAUUUAAACUGCUGCUGUGACAAGGACUGCGACCUUCUCCAUCCCAGGACAGUCUUUUCCUUCUGCCUUCCUGGUAGUGUAAGAUCUGCCAGCUGGGUAUGUGUGGACAACUCUCUUAUCUUCAGGAGCAACUCCCCAUUUCCUUCCAGAGUUUUCACGGAUUCCAGUGGAAUCACACAGUUUUGUGUCCGUGUGAACAACUCAAAAUUAAACUAUUUCCAGAAGCUCCAAACAGUCAAUGCAACAAACUUCCCAGCCCUGGCUGCAGAGUUUGGAGGCCAGUUCUUUACUUCAACACCUGAAACCCAGCUGCCAUUACCAUUUUACAGGGCUGGGCAUCCCAUCCUGACUUACUACCCCAGCUGGUCUGUAGUGAGUUCACUGAAGCAGCCCGCAGCAGUGGGAGCUGGGGGAUUUUGUGCUGAGAGCAAUCCUGCGGGCUUCCUAGAGAGUAAAAGCACAACCUGCACGCGUUUCUUCAGGGACCUGGCAAGUAGCUGCACCUCGGAGCCAGCCCUGGAUGCUGCCACUUACUAUAACUUCACAGUCUUGAAGGUUCCAAGAGGUGUGACUGAUCUUCAGAAUACAAAGCUCCAGGUUCCUGUAACACUUGCCUCACAAAGCAGCCCCCCUCUGCUGGCGGGAAACACAUGUCAGAACAUAGUUUCCCAGGUCAUCUACGAGAUAGAGACCAACGGGACCUCUGGGAUCCAGAAAGUCUCUGUCAGCUUUAAACAGACCAACCUGACUGUCAAGCCAGGCACUUCCUUACAACAGGAUUUCAUCAUUCACUUCAGGGCAUUUGCGCAGCGCAUGGAUGCUCUUCCUACUGGUCCUAGAAGUGGGAAUCCUGGCUACCUCAUCGGAAAGCCACUUCUGGUGCUGACUGGUGACUUCCGUCACUCAAUGACCCUGUUGCAGAGCGAGGGUAAUGGAAUUUGUUCUGUUAAGAGACAUGAAAUACAGUUUGGCGUGAACGCAGUAUCUGGCUGCAAGUUAAGACCCAAAGAGGUGAACUGCAGCCAUUUGCAGAAGGAGAUUUACCAGGCUCUUCAUGGACAUCCCAGACCAGAGCACGUUGCCAUCUUUGGCAAUGCUGACCCAGCCCAGAGAGGAGGGUGGAGAAGGAUCCUCAGCAGGAACUGCAGUGUUUCAGCUCUUAACUGCACUUCCUGCUGUUUUAUCCCAGUUUCCCUGGAGAUCCAGGUGUUGUGGGCACAUAUAGGACUCCAGUCCAACCCACAAGCUCAUGUGGCAGGCGCCCGGUUCCUGUACCAAUGCAAGUCUGUACAGGAGCACCAGAGGGGAACAGAAGUAUCGUUGACAACUCUUGUGAGCUUCGUGGACAUCACUCGAAAGCCAGAGCCACCAAGGGAUCAACCUAGAAUGGACUGGAAACUGCCAUUUGAUUUCUUCUUUCCUGUCAAGGUGGCAUUCAGCAGAGGGCCCAGUGUCCACCAGGGCUCAGCCUCUCCUGCUCUCAUCCUGUGUGUCUUCCUACUUGGACUUCUCAGCUCACAGACUACGUGAAGAAAACUAUUAGAGCUCACUUUUCCCUAUGGGAAAUUCUGAGACAGCCUGCUUAUCUUGGCUAACAAGGUCCCCACUUACUCAUGAUUACAGGGGGCCAUUUAGGGAAACAGAACCUAAGUAAAGAAAGAAUCCCCCCCCCAUUUUCUCACUAUGUAGCCUUGGCUGGCCUGGAACUCCUAAUGUAGGCCAGAUUGGGCUCAGACUCACAGUCUAACCCUGCCUCUGCUUCCCAAGUUCUGGGAUUAAAGGCAUGUGCCACCUUGCCCAGCCAGGAAUCUUUAUAAAUUGAAGAUUUAUAUUGUAUUUAGAAUUCAAUGUUAAUUGUAUUCUAAAAAUGCAAUUAAAAAUAUGUCAU